AUGGGCCAGAUUAGGAAGGGCGGUACAACAGAGGGACUUGGUGUUGGUGUUUUGGAACAUCAAAGAUGGACAGGGUUUUCGCGGAGAUCACUCCUCAGAUAUCUCCACAACUACAGAUCGGGGAUCUUCCAAAAUCGAGAAGAUUGGUGCAUAUGGCUAGGUCUCUUCACCUUACAAUUUGUAUGGCACUUUGGCCCGGGGUUGUGGUGUGGUAGGGGAGAACGGGGGAUACUCCCACACAGGAGUUUUGAACAACGUCCGGUUCACGUUUGGCUGGAUAACUCCACCACCACACAGGGUAUGCGGUCGGCGAUGGGGUCAGAAUGCUCGUAUGAUCGAGGGCUUUUCGAUGGAUCUAUCGGCGGGUUCUUAUUCGAAAAAUCGAGCGAGUUCGUGGUGGAGCGGUUGCUAUUAUUAGUUACUUAG
This is a messenger RNA of Blastomyces dermatitidis ER-3, 426 nucleotides long. RefSeq lists its product as uncharacterized. The transcript has a single exon. Bases 1 to 426 code for a protein of 141 amino acids. The record is from RefSeq and is a predicted model, not a curated record. NCBI's taxonomy places the organism in Eukaryota, Fungi, Ascomycota, Eurotiomycetes, Onygenales, Ajellomycetaceae.